AGGCCCAGUUGGAGGCUGCAGUGGGGUGCAGGGCAGUCACACCAGAACCAUGGAGCUCAGCGUCCUCCUCUUCCUUGCACUCCUUACAGGCCUCCUGCUACUCCUGGUUCAGCGCCACCCUAACGCCCAUGGCCGCCUCCCACCAGGUCCCUGCCCUCUGCCCCUUUUGGGGAACCUUCUGCAGAUGGACAGAAGAGGCCUACUCAGAUCCUUUCUGAGGUUCCGAGAGAAAUAUGGGGACGUCUUCACAGUAUACCUGGGACCGAGGCCCGUGGUCAUGCUGUGUGGAGUAGAGGCCAUACGGGAGGCCCUGGUGGACAACGCUGAGGCCUUCUCUGGCCGGGGAAAAAUCGCCAUCACUGACCCAGUAUUCCAGGGAUAUGGCGUUGUCUUUGCCAAUGGAAACCGCUGGAAGGUGCUUCGGCGAUUCUCUCUGACCACCAUGAGGGACUUUGGGAUGGGAAAGCGGAGUGUGGAGGAGCGGAUUCAGGAGGAGGCUCAGUGUCUGAUAGAGGAGCUUCGGAAAUCCAAGGGAGCCCUCGUGGACCCCACCUUCCUCUUCCAUUCCAUUACCGCCAACAUCAUCUGCUCCAUCGUCUUUGGAAAACGCUUCCACUACCAAGAUCAAGAGUUCCUGAAGAUACUGAACUUGUUCUACCACACUUUCUCACUCGCCAGUUCUAUGUUCGGCCAGCUGUUUGAGCUCUUGUCUGGCUUCUUGAAAUACUUUCCUGGGGCACACAGGCAAGUCUACAAAAACCUGCAGGAAAUCAAUGCUUAUAUUGGCCACAGUGUGGAGAAGCACCGUGAAACCCUGGACCCCAGCGCCCCCCAGGACCUCAUCGACAGCUACCUGCUCCAAAUGGAAAAAGAGAAAUCCAACCCACACAGUGAAUUCAGCCACCGGAACCUCAUCAUCAACACGCUCUCGCUCUUCUUUGCUGGCACUGAGACCACCAGCACCACUCUCCGCUACGGCUUCCUGCUCAUGCUCAAAUACCCUCACGUCGCAGAGAGAAUCUACAAGGAGAUUGAACAGGUGAUUGGCCCACAUCGCCCUCCAGCGCUUGAUGACCGAGCCAAAAUGCCAUACACAGAGGCAGUCAUCCAUGAGAUUCAGAGAUUUGCCGACCUUCUCCCCAUGGGUGUGCCCCACAUUGUCACACAACAGACCAGCUUCCGAGGGUACAUCAUCCCCAAGGACACGGAAGUAUUUCCCCUCCUGAGUACUGCUCUCCAUGACCCACACUACUUUGAGAAACCAGACACCUUCAAUCCUGACCACUUUCUGGAUGCCAAUGGGGCAUUGAAGAAGAAUGAAGCUUUUAUCCCCUUCUCCUUAGGGAGGCGGAUUUGCCUUGAUGAAGGCAUCGCCCGCAACGAAUUGUUCCUCUUCUUCACCACCAUCCUCCAGAACUUCUCCGUGGCCAGCCCCGUGGCUCCUGAGGACAUCGAUCUGACACCCCAGGAGUGUGGUGUGGGCAAAAUACCCCCAACGUACCAGAUCCGCUUCCUGCCCCGCUGAAGGGGCUGAGGGAAGGGGGUCAAAGGAUUCCAGGGUCAUUCAGUGUCCCCACCUCUGUAGACAGUGGCUCUGACUCCCCGCAACUUCCUGCCUCUGAGAGACCUGCAGCAAGCCAGCUUCCUUCCCCUCCAUGGCACCAGUUGUCUGAGAUCAC
This is a messenger RNA of Macaca mulatta (Rhesus monkey), 1679 nucleotides long. The record is from RefSeq and is a predicted model, not a curated record. Lineage: Eukaryota; Metazoa; Chordata; Mammalia; Primates; Cercopithecidae.